AGUCUUUUCCUUCAAGGCAUUCACGGAACACCACUUGCAACCCGUCAACUUGACCUAUCAACUCUCUCUCUCUCAUAGUUGCAUUUGCAAGGCAUUCACGGAACACAACGUUCACACAUGGACCUCCAAUUCCUCUCUAUCCUCCUCUCUCCCGUCUUCCUCUCUCUAAUCAACUCAUCCACUUGCACCAGAACCAUCAAACAUAACACUCCCGGAACCUCCUACAAUCCUAACACAGAUUUUGAUACUUACCCUUCUGAUGAAACAACUAACCAAGACCCAGCGCCAAUAACACAUCCCUCCAUGGCCGAGUUGCUCUCUAAUAUUCCUCUAUGGGUCGCCGUUGCCAUCUCCUUCUCCGUCGGCUUUGCCAUAGGCACCUUCAUCUUCAUCUCCUGGAGACUCGCCAUCAGCCGCUGCUGUCGAAUCGAAGCCAACGAAGAAGAAUUUGCUAACACCCCUCCAGUCUUUCUUACCCGAAAAAACACCCCCACUGUCUUCAGCCCCAUGCUCAGGUCCAACCUCUCCUUCAUCGACAAGCUCCGACAAAAUGACUUCCCCUCCGCCCUCCAGGUCAUAGGCCGUGGCGGCUGUGGCGAGGUCUACAAGGCUGAGCUCCUUGUCUCCGGCCAGAAAAUCCCCAUCGCUGUCAAAAAGGUCCUCCAACCGUCCCUCGAUGCGGCCAACCUAAGCGAACCGUCCCUUGACGCUGCCGACCUCCGCGAAGAAGAAAGCAAGCUCCUCCACUUCCGAUUGCGGCAAAUCCGGUCGGAAAUCCUCACCGUCGGCCAGAUGCGCCACCCAAAUCUCCUCCGCCUAUUGGCACACGUGCCACAACCUGACUGCCACUACCUUGUCUAUGAAUUCAUGCACCAUGGCUCUCUGCAUGACGUGUUAAAGCGGGGAGCUCCCGAGUUGGACUGGCCGACUCGUUAUCGAAUCGCUCUCGGAAUCGCCGGCGGCCUCGAGUAUCUCCACUUGGUGCACCUGCCAAGAAUUAUACACAGAGAUUUGAAGCCGGCAAAUAUCUUGCUUGACGAUGGACUAAACGCCCGGAUCGCUGAUUUUGGGCUGGCAAAGGUGGUGCCGGAUUUUACCAGCGGACCGGUGAGUUCGAAUUGCAUCGCCGGAACAGUGGGUUACAUUGCACCGGAGUACUGUCAGACAUUAUCGUGCACCGAUAAGUGUGACAUAUAUAGUUUUGGAGUGAUUCUGGCAGUCCUGGUUACUGGGAAAUUCCCAAACGAUGCAUUCUUUCAGAUGACUGAUGAAAUGUGCAUCAUUGGAUGGGUGAGGAGGGUGAUACGAUCGGACGAUCCAAAGGUGGCAAUUGAUCCGAAGUUGGUGGGGUGUGGGUUUGAGGAGCAAAUGUUGCUGGUGUUGAAGAUUGCUUGUUUUUGUACAUACGAUGAUCCUAGUGAGAGGCCUAAUAGUAGAGAUGUUCGAGGUAUGCUGUCUCAGAUAAAGCAUUAGAUGAACAAGGUUUCACUGCUCCAUAGAAUAGAGAAUCAGUCUUAAAUUCUAAAA
Molecule: messenger RNA, 1527 nt
Organism: Elaeis guineensis (African oil palm)
Lineage: Eukaryota; Viridiplantae; Streptophyta; Magnoliopsida; Arecales; Arecaceae
Product: leucine-rich repeat receptor-like serine/threonine/tyrosine-protein kinase SOBIR1
Biological process (GO): protein phosphorylation
Cellular component (GO): membrane
Molecular function (GO): protein kinase activity; ATP binding
Source: RefSeq, a predicted model, not a curated record